This is a messenger RNA of Phlebotomus papatasi, 1342 nucleotides long. RefSeq lists its product as uncharacterized. The record is from RefSeq and is a predicted model, not a curated record. NCBI's taxonomy places the organism in Eukaryota, Metazoa, Arthropoda, Insecta, Diptera, Psychodidae. The transcript is spliced from 5 exons. Bases 131 to 1138 code for a protein of 335 amino acids.
GUCGCUGUUAGUGAAAUGAGUGACAAGUUAUUGAUUACGCCAGAAACAUUUAUCGCUUUGAGUUUGCAAAUAAAUUCACAAAAAUUGAAUAAAAUCUUUACUUGGCACGUCAUUACGCCUAUUACACAAAAUGAAGAGGACUGCUUCUUAUUCCCGCUCUUCCAUGAGUUUGAAAAAUAGUCUUGAUGGUGGCGACUCUCCUCGGAAAUGCACAAUGAAAAUGGAUGAUCAGGCUUUACAGGAGGUAUAUCUAUUGGAGCCCAAUUAUGCAGAUGAAGUUGAGAUCUCCGAUGUUGAAGCGGAGGAAGAAAUUGCUUCUUACAAUGAAGAUGUGCAUGCUGAGCUUGAGGCCGCCAAUGACGAUGAUCAAUCGCCAGACUUCAAGACCAAACUGGCCAACUUGGUGAGAAGCAAUGAAUGCUCUGAUAAUUUUAUAGACAAUUUGCUUAAUCUCCUGAGGAAGAAUGGACAUACAGAAUUGCCAAGUGACAAGAAAACUCUUGUGGCUAAGCCUCAGCACGCUGCUAAAUUAUCUGACAAUAUUGUAUUGUCGAAGAUCUUGGAAAACCAGAAGAUUAUGAUUAAAAAUCAAAUGUUGAUUAUGGAACAGAUGAAAGCACUGGCUAGAUCUCAAGCUACUCAAAGGAUCAGGCUUGCUGGUCUCACCGAAAGGAUAGACAAAGCCCUCCCUGUCCUCCCUGUUGAGGAGAUCCAGGAGAUCACCAGGAAGGUCACCAGCCCAAAGCUAGAAACUAAACUCUUUCCGAUGAAAACUCUCGAUCACUUUGAUGAAUUCAACAAAAAUCUCGUUGAUGAAAACUUUAAGGAGCAAGUGUUACCGGACAUCACAAAGGCCAUGCAGAAUUCAUCGUGGCUCUUUUUGUUGAUGAAUGAUGAUGUUAUCUUUCAAUAUAAUUUGAAAGGAAUCUUCAACAAAAGAGCAUUUCGUGAGACAAAUCUUUAUAAACUUCUUGAGGAACACUAUGGCGAUCACAAUUAUCUGAAGGAACGACAUGUUCAGGCUCUUAUUAGGCAAGCUCAUGCGCGUCAGAGUACCAAGAAUUCGAGAGCCAAGGGCAAAUUGAAGAAGAUGUCUGAAAAAGAAGAUUUUCUCCAAGAAAGUGAUUCUUACCAAUAAAACCAUGAAAUCGAGAAAGGUAAGAAAAACUCCAUUUGAUAAACAUCAAGUAAUUUUCUUGAAUUCCUUUUUAUUGUUUUUUGUUAAAUUAAGUCUGAAUUAUGUGUAUUAUAUGCAUGUUUUCUUAUAAAUGAGAGAAGACAAAUGGAAAAUGAAUUAUUAUCUUUAUUUUUAAUAAAUGAUUUAUAAGAAAACGAAAGAAAA